This is a messenger RNA of Capsicum annuum, 1127 nucleotides long. RefSeq names its product transcription factor bHLH35. The transcript is spliced from 5 exons. Gene Ontology annotation, biological process: regulation of DNA-templated transcription. NCBI's taxonomy places the organism in Eukaryota, Viridiplantae, Streptophyta, Magnoliopsida, Solanales, Solanaceae. Gene Ontology annotation, cellular component: nucleus. Gene Ontology annotation, molecular function: DNA-binding transcription factor activity; sequence-specific DNA binding; protein dimerization activity. The record is from RefSeq and is a predicted model, not a curated record. The coding region runs from base 166 to 909 and encodes 247 amino acids.
AACGCCAGGAAUAAAUAAGAGCUUUCCAUCAACGAUGAAUAGAAAAGCACACGUGCUCUUUUUUCUUUCUCAUCUCUCUCUCUAUAUAUGUAUACCUAGUUACCUACUCUCCCCAGUGCCCUUUUUUUAAAGCAUAACUUGUCUCCUUGUGCUCUUCCAAAGAAGAUGGAGAACAUCAGUGAAGACUACAACAAUUAUUGGGAAACAGCCAUGUUCUUACCAUCGGAAGAAUUCGAUAGCUGCUUCGAUGAGGCAAUCUCGUCAUACUAUGACUCAAGCUCGCCGGAUGGGGCACAGUCAUCGAAGAACAUUGUGUCAGAAAGGAACAGGAGGAGGAAGCUCAAUGAGAGGCUCUUUGCACUUAGAGCUGUGGUCCCAAACAUAAGCAAGAUGGAUAAAGCCUCAAUAAUCAAAGAUGCAAUUGAGUAUAUUCAAGAUUUGCACGAGCAAGAGAGGAGAAUUCGAGCAGAGAUAGCAGUGCUUGAAUCUGGAAGAUCAAAGAAGAAUAACGAUGUUGAAUUUGAUCAAGAUGGGAGCUUUGAUUUAAAGCCAAAAAGAUCAAAAAGACUUGAGCAGCAGUAUGGAUAUGAUUCUUCAGGAUCAACUACAAGAUCAUCACCAUCCUCUUCCCCUAUUGAUGUUCUUGAGUUGAGGGUAUCUUCAAUGGGAGAAAAAACAAUGGUGGUGAGCCUCACAUGCAGCAAAAGAAGAGACACAAUGAUAAAAGUUUGUGAGGUCUUUGAAUCUUUGAAUGCCAAAAUAAUUAGUGCAAAUAUCACUGCUUUCUCUGGGAGACUUCUCAAAACAGCUUUCAUCGAGGCUGAUGAAGAAGAGAGAGAGAUUUUGAAGUUGAGGAUUGAAAGUGCUAUAGCUUCUCUAAAUGAUCCACAUAGCCCUAUGAGCUCUUAGAACAACAAACUAAUUAAUGGCUUGGAUUCAACUUUGUUUAAUUUCUCCAUCAUCAUGAUGAUUAAUUAAUUAGGAUGUAUUUAGUUUCGAGAAAUUCUUUUCUUUUCCCACCCUAUUAAUAAUUUCUACGUCGUCCUUCUUCUUAAAGUUUCUGUUUGUGUAGUUUGUAGUUGGUGUUUUUCACAAUGAAAUCCAAGUCAAUAUUCAAAGUUGGUCUA